CUCCUCCCCAUCUCCGUUCCAUCUGUGGUGCAACAAAUAAAAGUUAGAGAGAGAAACUUAGUAAAGGAUAAAUAUUUUUUACUUGUUCUUAGUGUUAUUAUGGUAAUGUUUGGUUUUGGACACAUACCUUCUCUCUCUCUCUCUCUCUCUCUCUCUCUCUCUCUCCUUUCUUUCUGUCCUUCUGAUGAAAUCUGACCUUCAAACAUCACUUCCGGGCUCUUCUUCUGCUCUUAGCUACCCUCUUUCUUUCCUUCUCAGAUCAAACCUUGUUCAGUAAGAGAAAUCUUUUCUUGCACCCAUGAGGAUUAGGAAAAGACCGGUGCCCUUCCCUCUAUCUUUUCUUUCUCCACUACCUAUUUCAGAUCCCCACUUCAGCCGCUCCCCGGUGGUGCAACUUCAACUUAACACCAACCCACUUUACAAUCUUCCUCAAGACGAUCACACACCUACCUUUUUCGAUCCUCAGUCGUUUGAUCAACCAAAUCAUCAACCGAUCGGCGGUGGAAGGAACCGCCCUGUUUGCUCUGAUCGCACUGUAGCUCAGGGGGAGGCCAAAGAUUUUCCGAAAGAUGAGAGUGGAGGGGGAGGAGGAGGAGGAGGAGGAGGAGGAGGAGGAGGAGAAAGCAGUAAUGAUUCCAGAUGGGGGAGUUUCUUGGGUGCAGAAACAGAAACUAUGGUUCAUCAACUAUCAAAUUCGUCCCAUCAAGCAGUCGGGAGAUGGUGUGAGGGGGAUAAAGCAUUUCCAUUAAAGAAGAGGAGAGGGAACUUUGAAAGAUCGAAGGAAGAAACAGCAGUGGCCAAAGAUAAGAAAAUGAAGACAAAAAUGAACAAGAAAUGUCUGCAACGAAAUGGUGAUCAAGAAGAAGAAGAAGACAAGGUAACCAAAGAGGGCAUCGAUGCUGGUAAUACUAGUAGUGGUAAAAGGAGGGUUAGAGGUGGUGUACUCAUGGAGGGAUCGCAGUGUAGUCGUGUCAAUGGGAGAGGAUGGAGGUGUUGCCAACAGACGCUUGUGGGAUACUCUCUAUGUGAACAUCAUCUGGGAAAAGGAAGGCUGCGAAGCAUGACCAGUGUUCGGAGCCGAACCAUGGGGAGUGCUACAGCAUCAAACAAGGCCAUAUCAUCCCAGCCAUUACCAAGCACCUCAUUACCAUCGGAAGAUAAAGAACAAAAGCAUCUUUUUCCAGGCAAUAAACUUGGUGGAGAAGGUGAAGAAGAAGAUGAUAAAAAGAAGCCAUCGAUGGUCUCAAAGAAGAAGAAGAAGCUAGGCAUAGUGAAAGCUCGAUCAAUAAGGUGCUUGUUAGGCCAAGCAAACAAUGCGAUUGCAGUAGCAGAGAAUAACAAGUAGGGUUUGCGGCAACCUUUUGAACGCAGAAUCAGGAUCAUUAUUUUCAUGUUCUUGUUUUUGAAAGAAAAUUAAAGAUUUGAGCUCAUGUUGCACCUAGAGCAACAAUUUUUAAGUCCCCUUCGGUGCUUGAGAUUCUUUAUGAAGAUCAAAGGGAUGCUUGAUAAAGUGUUUCAUAUAUA
Molecule: messenger RNA, 1524 nt
Organism: Hevea brasiliensis (rubber tree)
Lineage: Eukaryota; Viridiplantae; Streptophyta; Magnoliopsida; Malpighiales; Euphorbiaceae
Exons: 4
Coding region: 299-1345 (348 amino acids)
Source: RefSeq, a predicted model, not a curated record